This is a messenger RNA of Lactuca saligna, 1614 nucleotides long. NCBI's taxonomy places the organism in Eukaryota, Viridiplantae, Streptophyta, Magnoliopsida, Asterales, Asteraceae. The record is from the annotation of a GenBank genome assembly.
AUGCGACUCCUUAAGGAAAUUAUAGAAAAUGAGGCGGUUUUAUAUCUCCCAAAACCAUGUGGUCAUAAGGAGAUUUGCAAUAUUUGGAAACAUGUUUGUAGAAAGAUAAUAUCAUUUGAAGGAUGUAACUACUCAAAUGGAGAAUCACCUGAAGAAAACCAAGAGUCUAACAUCUUCAAAAGGGUUGAUCAGAUAGUUAAGCAAUCAAAAAAUCUCAACCCCAAAUGUAUCAGUAACAACUUAUCAUUAGAAGGUGUCACUCAAGAAGGACUAAACAUUAACUCACUAGAGUAUAAUCCCAUGUUUAAGCCAGUUACAUAUAAGGAAGUACAAGGCAAUGAUCAUGAUAAAGAACAAAUUCAUGAGCAUAAGAGAACAAAUGACCAACUUGUUGAAGAUGCCAAAUAUUAUAAAAAUACAUUUGAUACCAAGAAGCGGAUUUCAUGGACGAGUGUUCUUCACAAAAAGUUUGUUGAGGCAAUCAAUACACUUGGGAAAAAAAAAUCUUAUCCUUCUGCAAUUCUAGAAGCGAUGAAUGUUCCAGGACUCACACGUAGUCAGAUCGCGAGCCACCUACAGAAAUACCAAAAAAAUCAAAAGAGUAUCAAGAAGCCAACCUCGAUACCACAAAAGAAAAAGCAAGUAGAGAGAUAUGCUUACAACAUAUGUGGGCAAUCGACCCCAACUAAUGAUUAUGAAUCCAUCCCUCAAUCCAGUAACAUCCAGCCAUCAUUGACGCUUAAUUCUAUAGGAAUGUCUUACAUGACCAUAAACAACAUCAAGGCUCGACUGCAAAGAGCACCUCCGUUACCUGUACCACAACCAAAAACCACCAUUAAUAACUCUUAUAGUGAUCAAUCAACAAAUCAUAGUUUUUUUCAUACUUCUUUGGGUGAAACAAGCAAGAACAUUACUUUUGGAUUAGUUGAAAGCUGUAACGGUUUUAUUGGUCAAAGAAAUGAAGUUCAAAUGACAAGAGAUAGUUAUGAAAGUACAAUGGGGCCACUAAAGGAUGGUGAAACUAUAGCAAUGACCCCGAUGGAUUUUGGUGAAGUUGUGGCUCCGGUAGUUGCAAGUAGUUCACUGACACCGCUAAAUUAUUCAGGAACUUCAAUAGAGAAAUCGGUCUCUGGAAUGGCACCUUCGUAUUAUGGUUUAGGAACUGGGUUGCAACCAUUAGAGGGUUUUGCACUUAGUGGAGAAAACUAUGAUCUUGAGAUGCGCGAGAUAUCAAAUGUAUUUGGGAUGAUCAAUUCCAUUGGUGGUUACACUUCAGCUUUAUCAAAUCAUAAUUAUCUUAUCCACUCUCAAGAUUUGCAAGGAAACAAUGAUCAUGAUGAUGUGGGGCAUUCCACAAACCCGAACUUUUCUAAUUCAAAUAUAUUUCCAUUUGGAGUUGGAAGUGUUGGUUAUUCUGAUCCUCAUUUUCCCAGUGAAGAAAAUAACAGGCAAGCAGAAACAUUGCCACCUUUCAACUCUCCUGGAUUGGUGGAUGGGAUUGAAUGUACAACCAUGGAAAGUUAUAUGUUUGCGGAUGAAACCCAAUAUCUUCUUGAUAUGACCGUGAAUCUUCUUGAUGAACUUGAUGAUGAUUUAAUAAAUGGACCUUGGUAG